CGCCGGAGGUGGCGGAUCCAAGAUGGCGCCGUGCGGACGUGUCCGGAGCCGCUGCCCGGGCCCGGCGCUGCUUCUGCUGCUGGCGCUGGCGGCGCGGCCGGGGGCGCCCGGCCCUGCUGCCGGCCUUCCCGGUCCCGGCGGUGCUCAGCCCGGAGCGGGGCAGCCGGCGGGGCCGGGCGCGGCUGCCCCGCGGAGUGCCCGCGGCGGCGGGUCGGGCAGCGGGUGGAAGCUGUCGGAGGAGGCGGUGUGUCGGGAAGACGUGGUGCGGCUCUGCUCCAAGCACAGCUGGGCCAACAACCUCGCCGUGCUCGAGUGCCUGCAGGAUGUCCGCGAGCCAGAUAAUGAAAUCUCUUCAGACUGCAAUCAUCUCUUAUGGAACUACAAGCUGAACCUGACUACAGAUCCAAAGUUUGAAUCUGUGGCCAGAGAAGUCUGCAAGUCCACUAUUGCUGAGAUAAAGGAGUGUGCAGAUGAACCAGUUGGUAAAGGGUUCUUGGUGUCAUGUUUGGUGGAUCACAGAGGCAACAUCACUGAGUACCAGUGCCAUCAGUACAUCACUAAAAUGACAGCCAUUAUCUUCAGUGAUUAUCGGUUGAUCUGUGGCUUCAUGGACGACUGCAAAGCUGACAUCAAUCUCCUGAAAUGUGGCAGCAUUCGACCUGGAGAAAAGGAUGCUCACUCACAGGGAGAGGUGGUGGCAUGCCUGGAAAAAGGCCUGGUAAAAGAGGCAGAGGAGACUGAUCCUCGAAUCCAGGUUUCUGAUCAGUGUAAGAAAGCAAUUCUUCGUGUAGCUGAGCUCUCUUCUGAUGACUUCCACCUGGACCGGCAUCUCUACUUUGCGUGCCGCGAUGACAGAGAGCGAUUCUGUGAAAAUACUCAGGCUGGGGAAGGCCGAGUAUACAAGUGCCUCUUUAAUCACAAGUUUGAAGAAUCAAUGAGUGAAAAGUGUCGUGAUGCUCUGACAACCCGCCAGAAGCUCAUUGCCCAGGACUACAAAGUCAGUUACUCGCUGGCCAAGUCCUGUAAAAGCGACCUGAAGAAAUACCGCUGCAACGUGGAGAACCUGCCCCGCUCGCGGGAAGCCCGGCUCUCCUAUCUGCUCAUGUGCUUGGAGUCUGCUGUGCACAGAGGUCGACAAGUGAGCAGUGAGUGCCAGGGUGAGAUGCUGGAUUACCGGCGCAUGCUGAUGGAAGACUUCUCGCUGAGCCCAGAGAUCAUCCUGAGCUGCCGCGGGGAGAUCGAGCACCACUGCUCCGGCCUGCACCGCAAGGGCCGCACGCUGCACUGCCUGAUGAAGGUCGUCCGGGGCGAGAAGGGCAACGUCGGCCUCAACUGUCAGCAGGCACUUCAGACCCUGAUUCAGGAAACAGACCCCGGUGCCGAUUAUCGCAUCGACCGCGCGCUGAACGAGGCCUGCGAGUCAGUGAUACAGACAGCCUGCAAGCACAUACGGUCUGGAGACCCCAUGAUUCUGUCUUGCCUGAUGGAGCACUUGUAUACUGAGAAAAUGGUAGAAGACUGUGAGCAUAGGCUCCUGGAGCUCCAGUAUUUUAUAUCUCGUGACUGGAAGUUGGACACAGUCCUUUACCGCAAGUGUCAGGGGGAUGCCUCCCGCCUCUGCCAUACCCAUGGCUGGAAUGAGACCAGUGAGCUGAUGCCUCCAGGGGCUGUUUUCUCCUGCUUGUACAGGCAUGCAUACCGCACAGAGGAGCAGGGAAGGAGGCUAUCACGAGAGUGUAGAGCAGAGGUGCAGAGAAUCCUCCAUCAGCGAGCCAUGGAUGUGAAGCUGGACCCAGCCCUCCAGGACAAGUGCAUGAUUGACUUGGGAAAGUGGUGCAGUGAAAAAACAGAGACAGGGCAGGAGCUGGAAUGCCUUCAGGACCAUCUUGAUGACUUGGUGUCUGAUUGCAGAGACAUAGUGGGAAACCUCACUGAGCUGGAGUCUGAGGACAUUCAAAUUGAAGCCUUGCUGAUGAGAGCAUGUGAGCCCAUUAUCCAGACAUUCUGUCAUGAGGUUGCAGAUAACCAGAUUGAUUCUGGGGACCUGAUGGAGUGUCUAAUACAGAACAAACACCAGAAGGAAAUGAAUGAAAAAUGUGCAAUUGGUGUUACUCAUUUCCAGCUGGUUCAAAUGAAAGAUUUUAGGUUUUCGUACAAGUUCAAAAUGGCUUGCAAGGAGGAUGUGCUGAAACUGUGCCCCAACAUCAAAAAAAAGGUGGAUGUGGUGAUCUGUCUGAGCACAACUGUGCGCAAUGAUACUUUGCAGGAUGCCAAGGAGCACAGGGUCUCUCUGAAGUGCCGCAAACAGCUGCGUGUUGAGGAGCUGGAGAUGACUGAGGAUAUCAGACUUGAACCAGAACUGUAUGAGGCUUGUAAAAGUGACAUCAAGAAUUACUGCCAGAAUGUGCCCUAUGGCAAUGCUCAGAUUAUUGAAUGCCUGAAAGAAAUCAAGAAGCAAUUGAGUACACGCUGCCACCAGAAGGUGUUUAAACUGCAGGAGACAGAGAUGAUGGACCCAGAACUGGACUACACACUCAUGAGGGUCUGCAAGCAGAUGAUCAAGCGGUUUUGUCCAGAGGCGGAUUCAAAAAACAUGUUGCAGUGUUUGAAACAAAACAAGAACAGUGAAGUGAUGGAUCCUAAAUGCAAGCAGAUGAUUACCAAGCGCCAGAUUACACAGAACACAGAUUACCGCUUAAACCCCGUGCUCAGGAAGGCAUGCAAAGCAGACAUACCAAAAUUCUGCCAAAAUAUCCUGAACAGGGCCAAGGAUGAUACGGAGUUGGAAGGUCAAGUCAUCUCAUGCCUGAAGUUGAAAUACGCAGAUCAGCGUCUCUCUCCAGACUGCGAGGACCAAAUUCGAGUGAUAAUCCAGGAAUCAGCCCUUGAUUAUCGGCUGGAUCCCCAGCUUCAGAUGCACUGUUCUGAUGAGAUUUCCAGCUUGUGUGCAGAAGAAGCAGCAGCUCAGGAGCAGACUGGGCAGGUGGAAGAAUGUCUGAAAGUGAAUCUUCUGAAAAUAAAAACUGAGAUGUGCAAGAAGGAAGUGCUCAACAUGUUGAAGGAAAGCAAAGCAGAUAUCUUUGUUGACCCAGUGCUCCACACAGCCUGUGCCCUAGACAUCAAACACCACUGUGCCGCCAUCCCACCAGGGAGAGGACGCCAAAUGUCAUGCUUAAUGGAAGCUCUGGAAGAUAAGCGUGUGAGGUUGCAGCCUGAAUGCAAGAAACGCCUUAAUGAUCGUAUUGAAAUGUGGAGCUAUGCUGCAAAGGUUGCCCCAGCAGAAGGUUUUUCUGACCUUGCCAUGCAAGUUAUGACCUCUCCAUCCAAGAAUUACAUCCUGUCUGUGAUCACAGUUGGCAUCUGUGUACUCUUCCUCAUCGGCCUGAUGUGUGGACGCAUCACCAAGCGGGUGACAAGAGAGCUCAAGGACAGGUAGAGCCUGGAUUGCCUGCUGAAGAAAUGCCUGCCCAGUGCCCAGUUUUGUACAGCCCUCCUCUGUAUAGUCUACCCACCCCUCUUGUGAGAGGAGAAUUAAAAAAAAAAAAAUUUAAAAAAAAAAAAAAAAUUAGAAAAGCAGCAGGUGUUGGCUCAGUUUUCCCAUCCUGGAUCUCAUCCAUGGCAUCUUCAUCCUAUGAAAGUUUGUGUGCAACACUGGCAGCCCAGCCAGCAGCUUUUGUUACCCCUUUGUUAGCAGACUCUCGUUUACCUGCCUGUAGACAAGUCUCUGUUGUACUGUUGGAACUGCCUUCACUCUCCAAAUCAGACUGAUAUGACCUGCAGCUCAGCAGUUUUUAAGUAAAUUUUUAAAGACAGACAUAUUCUGCAUACCGACUGUAUGAUUUAGGUAAUGGUUCAUACUGAAAUCUAGUCAUCCUCUGUGGCUGGGUGAAGUUGAGGCAGGAAAUUAAAGGGUAAAUUGCAUCUUACACCACAGCUGGCCUUGUUUUGGACAUCUUGCUCGUCUGUGUAAAGCAUCUUCAGAGCAUAGUCUUGGACAACCUAAGGACACCAAUCACUGGUGUCAUCUCCUAGUGAAUAUCCUGCUUAUGUGACUGUGGAUUUUUUUGGCUGAAAAGAUGUUCUUCCUCUGCUGCUCGCAAGAUAGAAUAAAAUGCUGACCAGGAUUGAAUACUCAUGUGAGCUAUACAACUUGUGUUUCAGUAGAUUAAAGACACGAUGUAGACACGAGGUAUGUAGAGCCUGUCAGUAGUGAACAGUGUCAGUGGGCAGGAAGUGCUGUGAGCAGUUACUCAGUCAACUUUAUUAGCAAUGAUGCAGUAAAAUUCUAACACUCCUUUUUUUUUUACCUUGCUACUGCUAAGCUGUUACCCUCCCAAAUUAACUGUGUGCAGAUGGUACUGACACACUGGCAGUUCAGUGCUCUGUCAGUGAUGCAGAAAGCACCAGAACACCCAACAUGCUCUCUCUCUGUGUAACGGUUACUCAUGGAUUAGCACAGUGGUUUGUAACCACACUCUGGGUCUUAAUGGUUUUCAUCUCCACAACUACAAUUGAUGGUGAUAACACCUGGCAUUUUCCUGGGGUGUAGGACACGGGUGCUUGUCCUGCCAAGCAGAAGUGGAUGGAAGAAUGAUAGUGUGGUAUGAAAGGCAGAAACAUCUGGAUCUUUAAGGAAAGUAGCUUUUGCAUAGUUACCAUCAAUAUGUGCAUUUGUGCUAUGUAUAGUUAUACUUCCGGAGCCCAGAGAAGGUGUUUUGGAAAAGCUGCACCAGCAGUUGUGGCCUCUUCUUACCAUCAUCUGUGUUCCUCAAGUACAAGGAGGUGUGGAGCUCAUGAGACAGGUGCUUUGACUGAAACAUGGGGUGUGUUGAUGAAAUCUAGAAGAGCCUGCCUGAGAGUCAAUGUGUACAGGAGGAUAUGUUUUAUUCACCUUUAGGACGUGCUUACCUAUGGGUGUUGUGGUAAAAACCACAUGCCUGAAACUGUCCAACUUAGGCUGAUGCUUGAACCAUAUCUUUAUUUUCCCACUUAGCACACUGCUAUGUAAGACCUGGCAUUUCCAGUUCUCCCCAUUGUUUUCUAGAAGAACAGUGGAGAUGGUUUUGACACACUCUGGAAUGUGGACCAGCUGAUUUUGGUGAUGCUGUAUACACAGAAUGGCGUAUACAAAAUAUGUGAGCUUUUGCUAUGACUUUUUGCUGAAGCUUUUUUCAAACAUACCUUCAUCCGGCUCUGAGGAUGGUGGCAGACUUGUAUGGGUUCAGACUUGCUAUGCUAGUGAGUCUCAAACACUUCUGGUUUUGUAGUAAAGUACUGUGAACACAAACAAGCAGCAGUGAAAGCCUGAGUGAUGAAGUUUCAGUGGAGAGCUAGUGUAUGGUAGGAUUGCAGUUAAGUGGUGAGAUAAAACUGAAUUUAAGCCUGAAUUCCUUCUCUUGCCCCUCCUCCCUGGUGCUAAGGGAGCUUGCCUGGCUGUCUGUCAGCAUGAAGUGGAGCAGAAGAGAAACAGUUAAUCGUGUUUCUUGAGGUAGCACAGGUGUAUAACUCCACAAAUAUUAGUUUGGCAAUUUUAAGUGUGUGUUGUAUCACUUGAGUGAGUGUUGAAAUGACUGCUGUCAAGAUGGGUGUGCUCACAGAGCUGCCAGCAAGGGAAGUGGGAUCUCGGUGCAGCCUUGCUUGCUGGCAUGAGUCCUGCUUCUCCAAAAUGUCUAUAUGGAGUAAUUAAAUUGCCAUUGGAGGGCUUUUUUUAAACUGUUGUGACUUUUUGAAAAGGCAUUUUGUAACUUGAUUAGCUUGAAAAGCCUAAUUAGAUGGUUUAUUGUCUAGAAAUAGCAUCUUCCACUAAAUUCCAAAAGACAUUGCAGUGAAAAUUGUAGGUUUGUGGCCAUAGUUCCAAGUGUAAACCCUGUUCAACUCUGAAGGUGACUUUCUUUACUUUCAGAUAUAAGGCUUUCUGUAUUUUUUAAAAAUCCAGAAAGCCUUAUACUGAAAGUAUAGAUAGUCACCUUCCUUUAAAAGGAAAUUUUUUCCUUUUAAAUUUGGAGGAGGUUAUGGUAAGGGUGCCUGAAGCAUGGCAUUAGGAGUCCAUGCUGUACAGUGGUAUUAGUCUGUGGUUGGUGGUGUCUCUGCCUGUGUCAGGCUCACAGUUUGUGUGAGUGUGCUGUGAUGGUGUUAGAGGUGUGUGGCCCAAAGUCUUUGGAAGAAAAAGUAGGAUACUAAAUAAACCUUUUGUCACAGUAGACACAGACCCACCUUUUAAAGUUUGGCAAGGGGUCCAGGCCAUUUUAUCAUUGAGUAUAUUAUUUUUUCAUGUUUUAAAUAGGGGUCUUCUACCACUGGUGAUGACCAAAUCUGCUUUUUUCCCAACUAAAAAUUUACCAGUCACAGUCUUGAAAUAUUCUCCUCCUUUUCAUGCAUACCUAAAAAUCUAGAGGUUUUGCAAGCACAGAAACCCACAGGAGCACUCUUCCAAAAAUAGCCUGGUUGUGCUGUUGCCAACACAUCAUCUUGCCUGCAGGUAAUCAUUUUCCACUGCAGGGAAAGAAAGAAAGAAAGAAUCAUAGAGUCAUAGAACAGUUUUGAGUUGGAAGAGACCUUAAUGCUCAUCUCAUUCUAAGCUCUGCCUUGGGCAGAGCACCUUCCACACUAGACCAGAGUACUCAGAGUCCCAUCCAGUCUGGUCUUGAACACACCAGGAAUGGGGAGUCUGCAACCUCUCUGAGCAACCUGUGCCAUUGUCUCAGCACCCUUGUAGGAAGCUGUGAGCAGUGGUUGUAAGAAACACUGCUGUUGCCUUGAAUUUGAGAAAGCCUUUUUAACUUCUCUGUUUAACGGAGUUUUAGCAGUAGCUGCAGUCAGCCAGGACAAGUGGGUUAGUGUGGAAGAGCCUGUGGUAGUCUUCCCUCUUUAUGACCCUUACCUCUUACUGGAGAAAUCUGCCUUCCACUGAAUGCAGUUCAGGAGAUGGUUGUUGGUUGGGUUUGUUUUUUUUUCCUCCAGAUCAUCAUAAAACCUUCUCUUGGAGAGCUUAUUCUAAACUUGAUGAUGCUGGUGCUCAGGGCAUGGAUGGAAGAGCUGGAUGUUUGUGAUCUGGCAAGGCAUGCAGCUCUCCCAUCUGCUUCCUGCUGCUGCUGUGAGGGUUAACAAGGCUUCCUAAAUGAUGGCAUGUGUGUGUGCACAUGUCAGGAACUGUGCAUGAUGUGCACCUCUACACUCCUGCUAGCCUGUUACAGUUCAUUCUCAUUCACAGUAAUAAGCUUAUUUAUUGUUUACCUAGUGAGUCUAAUCGAGCCCUUUUGAGAGUUUCAUCUUGGGAUUCUCCUGCCUCACUUUUGUCAUUAGGCUGCUGGAGUAACUCAUCUGGAUGGGAACAAAAUUCCUGGCACCUGAGGUACUGCCCACCAGAUUGGGUUGAGUAUCCGUGUGUCUGUGUCACUGCAAAGGGCUGGAAAGACCCUAGUGAAGGUUGAAUAAAUCUGUAGCAAAAUAUUAGCAUUUCCUCCAGAAUCUGACACUGUGAUAUAAUCAGUGUUGCUCUGAAAGAAUCCACAGUUAAGUGCAUUGUAUGGAAAAUAAUGGUUGUGACUGUCUCAAGUACAGAAACUAACUGCAGGUAGGUACAGAGGGAAAAAAUGUGAUAAGCCAGAGGGAUCGCUGGAAUCCCAUAAUAUUGUAGAGGAAUUGUGUUCAAGUUGGAUGGUGAUUUCUGUUAAAACACAAUGUUAUUAUUUAGUGAAAGAACAUUGUAGGGUUUUUUACUUUAUUGGUUUUGUUUGGAAAAAAAAAAGGUAGUUUUGAGCUGUGUAUGAGUGCACGAGUGUGGUAUGUAACCAGAAUAUUUCAUCUAGCACCUCUGUCCCUAUUUAAAGUACAGCUCUGUGGACUUAAACAACUGUAGUGUGGGUUUGUGUAAGAGCACGUUCCUUGUUCUGGAGUUCAGAUCCUCCAGGCAGCUCCCAGGUACUGAUCUUUGCACAGUGUCCUUGUUUGGGAGCCAGAUCUGCCCUUUUGCUUCCACCGAUGGGUCACGGUUAGGGGGGACCCAAAUCGCCCGUGUGCCAGGGCGAAUUCAGCUGGCACUGCGCCUUGUCCUGUGCUGGUGGAGUUCUGCACCACUGAGUUCCUGAACGCUGCCCGGGAUCGGGAGGUGUAACAGCGUUGCUCUUCGCUAGCCAGAGGCAGGAUUUCUCCUUGCACAACACCCAGAUUUGAUUCCGUAGCUGACCAAACACAAAGAUCCCUGCCAGGGUGAAUCAGUGCACCCUGCGAUCCCAGCCCUGCGUUGACUGAGUUAGAUAGAAGCGCUCGCCAUGGGAAAUACUGAACUAGGAGCAAAGGGAAAGGUGUGCCUGGGCCCGCGGGAGGGAGGAUGUCCCGCCGGGAGUGUGGGAUGGGCAGGGCUCCCGGCGCCCCGCCGUGUACAGAGCAGACCCAGCGGACUCCUCUUGUACAGCAGAUGCUGUUUGAACGUAGUCUCUUUUUUUUAUUAUUAUAAUUAUUUUUAAAUGUGACAUUAACGAGACUUUUUUUUUUUUUUUGUAAAUUGUUUCCCCUUUCUGUGUAUAAAUCCUGGCCGCUCCUUGUUUCAGUUGGUUUUUUUUGGUUUGUUUGGUUUUUUUUUUUUUUACAUGUCCAUGCUGUGUAAUUUUGAGAUGUUACUGAACUUCUGAACAUAAUAAUGUGCAUUUUUUUUUUCUGUACAGAUGAAAUGGGAGAAUUUAAUAAAAAGAGUCUGCAGGUUU
Messenger RNA from Pyrgilauda ruficollis (rufous-necked snowfinch), 8702 nucleotides. It is a transcript of the gene GLG1, whose product is annotated as golgi glycoprotein 1. Gene Ontology annotation, molecular function: fibroblast growth factor binding. Bases 23 to 3436 code for a protein of 1137 amino acids. The transcript is spliced from 26 exons. The record is from RefSeq and is a predicted model, not a curated record. Gene Ontology annotation, cellular component: Golgi membrane. Lineage: Eukaryota; Metazoa; Chordata; Aves; Passeriformes; Passeridae.